UGUUGGUACGGUAGAAGCAAUGAGUCAGAAAAGACUCAUACAUAAACGGGCCAGGCACAUACAGCGCAUGAACACCGCGGGCCGUAUCCAUAACGCACCUGGAGAUACUGCAGAAGAACAUAGGAUCGCUGGUGCCAUCAAAUCAUUUUCUGUGAAAAUAGAGGAGAGAGGAGAGGAAGAUCAUCUUUGGGAAACCCGCUGAGUUAACAUGGGAUGGACAAUCUAACGACAACCAAGAUUGUAAAUGCUGGUGCCGGUGGCAAGGUCGUCAAAGAAACAGUAACCACAACAACCCGGUUGACAUCACUGCCGCCAACCUCAGGUGGUCUCUCUUCGAGGAGCGGGCUGCUCUCUACUGGAGGAGGAGAGUCUACCAGUAGAGCCAUCACAGGAGGCAGUAGCUCAGUGCUAGUGUCCUCUGCUGCAGCCGGGUCUGUGGGUGGAGCUAAGUCUGGGUACGGCGGGGGAUCCGUCAGCAAAUCAACCACCAUUACCACUAUAGAGUCCCCCUCUUUAUCCUCCGGUGCUUCAGGGGCCUCUGGCGCAGCUUUUCGGUCUUUAGGGGCUUCGGGGGCAUCGUUCGGGGCGAGCAAGACCAGCGGCUCUCUUUCCGUUUCUGGAGGGGGUCUUAUGUCUAGCUCCAGUUCCAGUUUUUUCACUGGUUCCAGUUCUGGUGGUUCCAGUUCUGGUUUUGUCUCUAGUUCCAAAGGAGCAGGAGCAGGAGCAGGAGCAGGAGGAGGCGGUUUUGUCACUGGUUCCAGUUCUGGUUCUAGUUCUGGUUUUGCCUCUAGUUCUGGUGCCGGAAUCGGAGGAGGGGAUUCUUCUAGUGCCAAAAUGUCAGCCGGCGGCUUGGGCUCUGUGACCGUUUCCACGGUUACCAGGUCCAACUACAGCUCCUUGGCGGGGGCGGGUUCAGGGGGCGUGAAGAGGGGUGGGGCACAGGGGUCUGCAUCCUCUGCUCUCAGCUACUCCCCCACCCCCACGGAGAGAAAGAGCAUGACCAGCACCAUGAUCGCCCGCUCCAUGGGCUACGAAGGAAGAUCCAGUGGAAACUCAUCUCCGGAAUACACAAGGAGAGAAUAUGCUGCAGAAAGUGCAGUUGCCAGUAAACCCACCAGAGGGCGGAGCCACAGCAGAGAGAGUGAGAUCAGAUGCCGACUGCAGAGUGCCUCUCCCACUGCUAAAAGAUGGACUGAGCUGGAUGAUGUGAAGCGGCUGCUGAAGGGGAGUCGCUCCAGCAGCAUCAGCCCCCCUCGCUCCCCCACCAGCACCCUCCCUAUUCCCAGGAAGGCCAGCGUAGAGACCAGAACCAUGCCAAACAGCUCCCAGUCAGGCCAGUACGACAGUGCCACCCUGGACUCAGGAAUGCCUUCCUACGUGUGGUCAGGCCCCACGGCUGGAGGCUAUGGUUACCACAGCAACGCCAUCAACCGGUCCCCCACCUCCACCCUCCAACACUCACCCACCACACUCACAGCCACAGGGCUUCAGAACAACCUGGCUCUCAGCUCUACAUCCAUGAACUCUGGACUCUCUGCCUCUAGCACUGUUCAUGGUAUGCAGAAUAACCUGGCCUCCACCACUGGCGGCAUCCUAACAGCUAAUGGAGUCAACGCACAAACAGUCUAUGGUGUGCAGAAAAAUGUCACAAGCACAGGGGUGUCCACAACCACAGUGGCACCCAGCACUCCUACCAGUGACGAGGUCUUCGCCAAAGAAUACAAAUUCAUGCUGCUGGAGAAAGAGAAAGCUCCCGUCAAAAAGGAGACGGAGAGACUCAUCAUGGCCAAAGAUACCGGCAAGCAGUUCUCCUCUGCUGCCACUGCUAUUGCCUAUUCCGAGGACUCACUGAAGAAGGAGAAGAAGAAGGUGUCCAGCUUUGUGGAGACAGCUACAGCCAGAACCACAGAAACUAACGCUGGAUCCUUGACGAAAGUGUCAACGAAAGACAAAGCAACCUAUGCAGAGAUACGUAAGGACGAGUCUGGAGGAGGUCUGGGCUUCUGGUCUUGCUGCUCCUGGUUGAAGUGGCUGCUGGGCAUCCUGCUGGGUCUUCUGCUCCUCCUGGGGCUCCUCCUGGGACUCAUCGCCCUGGCCGAAGAAGUCAAGCGUCUUAAAGCUCGUGUGGACGCCUUGGAACAAGCCUCCAGCUCUUCCUCAGCACAUUCUAGUCGCUUCUCCUCCUCCUCAGCCAUCAACAUCAUAGACCCUCUGGAGUCUGCAUACAUGGACAAGACCUCCUCUCCCUCCUCUACCACACUGCUCCGCACUGAUAAUGGUAUCAAUCUGGGAGAGGCAGCAGGAGCAGGUCCAGGAUCAGCUAACGGACCAGGCCAAGACCCUGUAGCUCUGCAAAGGGCAGUACAGCAGAUAGUCAGGACUGAGCUGCAGUCCGAUACUGUACGAGCAACACUUGCACACUCAAUGAAAGGAGCGAGAGGAGAGCCUGGGACCAAAGGUGACCAAGGUGGUCCAGGAGUCAAAGGUGAUAAUGGAUUCCCUGGCCUACCAGGUCCUCCAGGUCAGAUGGGUCACAGUGGACUGGAGGGCCCGAGGGGACCUAAAGGAAAUGCAGGUGAAGCUGGUGCAGAGGGCCCCCCAGGCCAGAAGGGCCGAGAAGGACCAACGGGAUCACGUGGAGAGCCUGGUCCUCCAGGGUUUGGAGAGAAAGGGGACAAAGGUUCUCCUGGUGAACCCGGAGGGCCUGGACCUGCUGGCACUGCUGGGCCUGUUGGGCCUAAAGGGUCAGUGGGUGGUCAGGGUGCUACAGGUAUCCCAGGAACUCCUGGUCCACAGGGUUUCCGAGGUGAAGCAGGCGCUCCAGGACCGAAAGGAGAGAAGGGACCAGCUGGACCUCCAGGAAAUAAGGGCGAGCCAGGAGAGAAAGGACUCCGCGGAACAUCAGGUGACCCAGGUCAAAGAGGACCUCCGGGACCAGACGGCGCAAAUGGAUCCAAAGGACCUGCAGGUGCUCCCGGGGCUGACGGUGAAAAAGGCUCUAGAGGUGACAAGGGAUUGGAUGGGUUACCAGGUCCCAGGGGACCAGCAGGACCUCCAGGAGAUUCAGGCCUCCCAGGCAUUCCCGGGCUUCAAGGUCCACCAGGUAUACCAGGUAAUCCUGGUCAGCCUGGAGGUAAAGGCGAAGCUGGAGAACCUGGUAGAAUCAUCAAUGCAGCUGGUUCCAGUUCGGUUGCCAUCCCCGGACCUCCAGGCAGCCCCGGACCCACUGGUGUUUCCGGAUCCCCUGGACUCUCAGGUCCUGUUGGCCCUGCUGGUCUUCCUGGGACGCCUGGUCCCAGGGGAGAAAGGGGAGAGGAAGGAGAGAAGGGAGACCAGGGAAAGCCUGGUAUUACUGUACAGACUGUGGAAACCACAGAGAGACGUGCACCUGUGGCUAGUCUUCCUGGCCCACCUGGCCCUCCAGGGCCCCCAGGAGAACCAGGUCCCCAGGGUCUUCUAGGUAAGGGUCCCCCAGGUCCUGAAGGUCCUCAAGGAGUGCCAGGUGUACCAGGUAAGGGUCCCCCAGGUCCUGAAGGUCCUCAAGGCGUGCCAGGUGUACCAGGUAAAGGUUCCCCAGUUCCUGAAGGUCCUCAAGGAGUGCCAGGUGUACCAGGUGUUGGUGUGCCUGGCCCCCGAGGAGAUAAGGGAGAGCCAGGUAGCUUCGUGCCAAACUCAGGAACCUUCUUCGCUGGGCCCCCAGGACCUGCUGGCCCAACUGGCCUACCAGGACCCCAGGGUUACCAAGGUGACCCAGGUCAGCCCGGUUUACCAGGAGUUCCAGGAGAUCCCGGUGUCGGUUUCCCUGGACCCCAGGGACAACCUGGAGGUCCAGGACCAGAAGGGGACAGUGGACUUCCAGGGCCCCAAGGUCCAGAGGGCCCCGAGGGACAACCGGGUCCAAAAGGUGAGGCUGGCGUUCCAGGUGCUCCAGGUAUCCCUGGCUACUCCAGUGGUGGAUCAUCCAGGAGUUCCCCUGGAGCACCAGGUCCACCUGGACCUCCCGGCCGUGAUGGGCCACCUGGGUCUGGGUCUGGAACACCGGACGUCCGCCAAUACAUCACAGAAUACCUCAAGAGCGAUGGUGUCAGGGAGUACAUGUCGGGACCUCCGGGUCCUCCGGGUGUACCGGGGCCCCCUGGUGACGGAUCAGUGGAGUCAGUGGACGAUCUUGCUAGUCGCGUUAUCGCGUACAUCCAGAGUGGAGGUAUUGCUAGUGGGGUGCCUGGACCUCCAGGCCCGCCUGGCGCUCCCGGUGGAGGCAGUACAUCGCUAAAUGACAUCAUCAGCCUUCUACAGAGUGAGGAAGUGCGACGCUACGUCAUCGGUCCUCCUGGCCCUGCUGGACCUCCUGGCAUCCCAGGGAUCCCAUGGAGAGGAGGCUAUGGCUUUAAUACCCAUGAGGUGGCUGGACGGGUCCUCACUCUAAUGAAUGAUUCUGAAUACAGAGGUGCCUUGGGCGCUCAGGGGCCUCCUGGUCCACCUGGUGUCCCAGGCCCUGCUGGCCCUCAAGGCCCUGCCGGUCCUUCAGGACAGGCCCCCUACAGCAGCUCUGGAUACCGGCUGGAGGAGGUCAAGGACUACAUACAGAGUGGUCUAAGAGGGGGAAUGUUUGGGCCCCCAGGCCCCCCAGGUCCCCCUGGACCUCAGGGACACAAGGGAGAGCAGGGUAACUCUGGGUACGGCCACGCCUUUGACCACAGGAUCAGCGAGGGAAGAAGGCUGGCUGAGACUGAAACAGACUUCUCCAAUAUAGCGGUCCGAGUGACUGACUACAUCAAGUACCAUGGUCUGUUGAGGGACGUGGUUGAGAACCGGUCUCAGCUGGAGAAGGCACAGGUUGUUCAAGGACCCCCAGGACCCCCUGGCCCUCCCGGUGCUCCAGGAUUCAGCCGUGUGUUUGGUUCCCAUAGUAAUGUCACUGACCUUAUGGAAUACAUCAGAGCCCAUGGAAACACUGUGGGACCCCCUGGAAGGCCAGGACAGAAAGGGGACAUAGGACAUACAGGUCACAAAGGCGAGAGAGGACUGGAUGGCAUCCCAGGAAGGGCAGGCCUCCCUGGUCUGGAGUGGAAAAGGGGGGGGAAGGGGGAGAAAGGAGAAUACACACUUGUGACCAACAGAAGAAAGAGGAAUGUUGGCGUUUGAGAAACAAAUGAUUGAUAAAAUACUCAAAGGUGAAAGUCCUAUGAAAUAUGUCAUGAGUCAUGAGCAUACAUUCUGGGGCCUAAUGCCUUGGAGACAUUACCGAUGUAAAUAUAUAGUUUUCUAUAGGAGAAACUGUUGAACAGGACAGUAUUCCAUGCGCUGAUGUAUUGUGUUGUGUCAAAGACGUCUUUACGAUCUAUUUUUACUUGUGUUUAAUCUGGAGUAUCUUUCCAAUUCACCUCCUUGCAUGUUGAUAGCAGGAAUAGUUCAACUAUGUGUUGAAAAAUAGAACAGGGUGUGCUAUUUUUAUUAAAUAGCUUUUGUACUAUUAUCGUUAUUGUACUUUUGUACUUGAGGAAAAACAUUUCAUAUCGAACGAAACUAAAACCAUUGUCAAAAUCUC
Messenger RNA from Oncorhynchus tshawytscha (Chinook salmon), 5548 nucleotides. RefSeq names its product collagen alpha-1(XVII) chain-like. The transcript has 52 exons. Lineage: Eukaryota; Metazoa; Chordata; Actinopteri; Salmoniformes; Salmonidae. The coding region runs from base 214 to 5145 and encodes 1643 amino acids. The record is from RefSeq and is a predicted model, not a curated record.